UGAGAUUGUUAACAUGAAUAUGGCGUCAAACAGUCACGACAAACUAAGAAUAAAGUAAUUGAUAUCAGUAUUUCUCUAUGAAAUUGAAGGCGAUUAUUAUUAUCUUAUCUCAAAUAAACACAUAUUUACUUAAUGUUACCGUAAAGCAGGAGCUUGGAGUAGUCGCCAGCUUUCCUUGGUGAAUAUCCGAGAUUAAAUAAACCCACAGAACGAUAAACAAAGCCGCCAUACUUGUUCGAUACGAAUAAUUCUUUCGACUUCCUUUCAGUCUAUCAUGCCAUUUCAUUGUCAAACAUUUGUCAUUCGCCAUAAGUUUAAAGUGACAAAAAGUCAGGUUUAAUCACCACAGCAAUAAUCCCACUAUGGCGGCCAUGAGGCCCCAGGUCGGGAACGACCUAGACUCUUACACAAGCCCGCUGACCGAACAUCGCGGGCCAACAGCCAUACUGGCGCAACCUCUUUUCCUUUCUGUUUACAUGCAUUACGAAUCAGAUGGAAGAUACAGGUAUGGUGCGUAACAAUAUCCUACGCUACAGUGAGUGCAGAUUAACUGAAAAUGUAAAACAUACUCUGCACAAGUAAAGAGCAAUGCGGACUGGUAACAAAAAUAUCAAAUGCAUGAAUGUAUGGCAAGGCACAAUGAGGUGGGGCACACAUACAUGGCUAUGGUAACGGGUGAUACAAGUGUGUGUACACAUGGAUACAUACACACGAGUGAUGGCAUAAAGGGUCAUAUGGUGUGGCUACCAGUGUACAUACACAGGGGUUACAUACACAGUGUGAUGACAUACAUGGUUACGUAGUGUGAUUACAGGUGUAUAUACAUGACUACAUAACACUAGCAUACAUGGCUACCGGCGGUACCAUGUAUGGGGUUGGGGGUGACCACUUUUUUUUUCUCCUCCUCUACCUUCCCCGCUAGUUGCAAAAAAAAGGAGGCAAGUACAUGCACAAAUGAGUACACAAACAAAAUGAGGCGCAUGAGCGUGGCUAUGAUAAUGUGAUGUGAAAUGCGUGGUAUGUGCUGGUUUACAAUUAUCUGGUUUUGCCAGUGGAACGAAAUAACAAUGAGGUACAGUGUAAAAACAGGGGCACAGAACCAGAUAUGGAGUGUAAGUAUAUGUGUUAACAACACAGCACUGUGUGCAUAGGGAUAGAUGGGACAUGAUAUGAUGCACACAUGUGUGGGGACAUAAAUGCCACAGAGCACAAGGUGUGGAUAUGAACACAGUAUGAGGCAGGACGUGUAAACAAUUGUGUUACUACUAACUUUAGAUAUAAUGAAUACACAUCUGGGCUGGAUAAAAACAUGUGCUGGCAAACAAAAUGUUGUGAGACAGACUUAAUGCAGUACAGAUGUGAAGUGGAAUGUAGGGACAAAAAUAUCCAAAAUGAUAUGAGACUCACCGAAACAGUGGGGUUGAUGCUACAAAACAUGACAAACACAGUGUGAGGGAUACAUAACAAAUGUGAAAAUAAUAUGGAGGGAUACACAAUGUCAGAAACACUAUUACACAAUAAAAGGGGGUGUGAUCCACAAAUAGGCAAAAUAGGGUACAAAAACAGGCAUGGAAACAGAUGUGGGCUGAUAAUAUGCGCACAUGCACCAAGGAUAUGGAAAUACAUCUACAAUGGAGGUGAGCUGGGUGAAACAGGUGAACUACACAUGAUAACAAAAUAUGGAAUGUGGAUAGGCUUAAACUAUAAAUAAGAAAUCCUGAAAUAAAACGAAUACUGAAUUAAGGAGUAGUCAAUUAAAGUCAGUGCUAUAGAGUCAAAGUUCGCCCGCAGAGGGUAAAUAAACCCAAAUAAGAUAAGUGUCCAAAAUAAAUAAAGUUCGAAGAGUACAUAAGUAGUGGCUUAGACCCACUUCACCGCAGUUCUUGAUGACUUGACUUCGUCCAAUGUCAGGCGGUGUUCCUCCUCGCAAAGAAAACAGGUAAAAUCCUCAGUAAUGUCUCGGUAAUGUUGUCAGCACGUCGAAGACUUGCGGAGUUGGUUUGAGAGGCCUUGUUUUGCUCUCAUGGUUCACAAGUCUUUGUCUUGUUUUCCCGAAGGGAUAUAGUCGCGCUCGCAACUAAACACAAACGAACGUAAAUAAAUGGGUCUUGUCGGCGCUUCAGACGACUUGCAGGGUUAGUUCGAGAAGCCUUGUUUUGCUCUCAUGGUUCGCAAGUUUUGUCUUGCUAUCCCGAAGGAAUGUCAAUGUCCAAGUCGCGUUCGCAAAUAAACACUAAUGUCGAACGUAAAUGCAUUGGUAUUGUCAGUGCUUCAGACGUCCAAGAUCAGUCUAACACGAGCCCUGACUCUUGACUUUUCUUCGCGGAAUGACCAAACUGUCAAAUCAAAUAAAUUAAGGAAAUAAACUUGGAACACGGCACGGGCCUCAUGGUCGCCAUCACCACGUGGUUCGUGACUAAGCUGCUUCCAAGGACGCGCUCGCCAGGCGUGACUUGCAAAAUUCAUGCCACCGUCCUAAAUGCCACUAUGUAGAGCCAUACUCCUUCUCCGUUGGAAGGCCGGGAGAUUAACAGUCCAUAAUCCCACCGCUGGACACCACGCCAUAAGUUUAAAGUGACAAAAAGUCAGGUUUAAUCACCACAGCAAUAAUCCCACUAUGGCGGCCAUGAGGCCCCAGGUCGGGAACGACCUAGACUCUUACACAAGCCCGCUGACCGAACAUCGCGGGCCAACAGCCAUACUGGCGAUUAUUUGGUAAAUCGGAAAAAAAACUUCUCAAUUUGAGUUAUUUUUUCCAGCCAGGAUCAUGCUCGCAAAGUUGAAAAACCCUCGCUUAUUUGCGAGCACUUUCGCAUAAACAUUCGGCCACUGAGAGCAAUAAGGGUCUUCGAGUGGUAUGGUGGUAUCUAAUACGCAUGCGGAGCAGUCUGGGGCCGGUUGCACAAAGCCUGGAUAAGUUAUCCGCCGGAUAGGCGCUAACCGCCGGAUAAAAUCCCUAUCCAGCGAAUAGUUAUCCGGCGGAUAAAAUAGCGUUGCACAAAGCGUGGAUAGAAGGCUGGAUAACUAUCCGCUGAAUAGCCAUCAUUUACCACUAAAUGGCUUCCCGUUUCCAUGGUAAAUAUGCAAGGAGCGCGCUGUUUUUCCUUCAAACAAAAUGGCGACCGUUGAAAAAGUUACUAAAAGUGCCAGAAAAACAAACAGUUCAUCGAGGCAACGUGCAUGUAAAUCAUUGAAUGAUCACAGGGGAUAGUGUUUAGCUUCCUCCUGUCUUUGGGAGUCACAUUUCUUGACAGAACGGACAAUAUAGCUUGAUUCCAGUCCUGCCAAAGCUACAUGUAAGUUCGUAGUUCAUUGUAAAUUUACCAACUGUAAUAUUCGUCGUUUGCAUGUGUUUCAAAUUUCACUGCGUCUAAAAUUAAUCUAAAUUCUGACACAUUUAUUCGGUGGAUAAGAUUUUAUCCGACCUCUAUCAUCCGGAUAACUUUAACCGAUGGAUAACUUUUAUUCGGGCUUUGUGCAAGAAUCACGCCACUCGGAUAAUUUUUAUACGCUGGAUAAGGAUUUAACCGGUGGAUAAGACUUAUCCAGGCUUUGUGCAACCGGCUCCUGGUACCUUGUUUGGCCUCCGUUUGGCCUUGGGUCUUUUCUGCUUUUUCAUGCAUAUACCAAACCACAGGAAGCCCAGGAAGUCGUUUUGAUGCUUGUUCGUUGUUUAGAAUCGGCUGUUCUUUUUAGAGGUAAAACGAGUCGAUUGAAGUAGCGAGUUUUUGUGAAAUGUUGCCAAUAAAAUUACCUUAAAACUUAGAAUGUCUUGUUGUUGUCAAAUGUAUGUCUAAUGACGGUUUGGGGUGGUUUUCUUCGCGAAAUAUACACCUUCACUCACCCCAUAACCGUGUUUUUGACCAAACCAGUUAAUCUUGGUACAAAACCAGUUUUCAACUACGCGUAUUUCUCGUCGAAAACAUUAUCGUCGAUAUGGCUAGAAGCGUGGUUUUCCGCCGUAAAUUGGGACUCAUUCUUGCCCCAAAUUCUUCAUCAUGUUUUUUCAGAAACUUAAUGUUUCAGGGCCGUUGCCAAUCGACGAAAGUGGGUCCAUUUAUGGCAUUACACGAAGACCAAAACGAAAUAUCGUUCGAUGAGUCAGAACGGAUUUUUUAUUCGAAAGAACUCCAAGAGAUCAUCCGUACUCUUUUCGUCUUGAAAAUUUCGUCGUUUGGCCUUAUAGUGCGACAUAGUCUGCCGCUGAUGGAGUUUGGCAAGAAGGUCCUUGGUCAGCAGUUGUUUGAGACUGUUAUGAAGAGGACCAUGUAUAGCCAGUUUGUUGCAGGAGAAGGUUUUGAUGAAGUUAAGAAGACAGCACAACAGCUUCAAAUGCAUGGAAUUCAGUCCAUGUUAUGUGUCCCUACAGAGGAGGACAUCAGCGAAGGCCAGGUAGAACUCAAACUCAGGGAGCCUUUAUUUGAAAGAAAUUAUGAAGUAAUCCAUGACUGCAUCUCAAAAACAGAACAUAAUGGCAAGUCACAAAUGCGUAUUACUGCUGUUUGUAGUCCUGUUUUGCUGCUCAAGCUGACAAACCUGCUACAACCAUAUGAGACUUCUCCAGAUAUUCCAGAAGAGCUUAGUAUAAGGUCAUUUGCUAAAGGACUAGACGCUGAUCUUCCACAUAGCACCCCCCUGACAAGUUUGCUGACACAAGAGGAGAAUACACACCUGGUGAAUACCCUUCAAAGACUGGACAAACUGGCCAAGUACGCAGGUGAACGGAAUGUUCGCCUUGUUAUUGAUGCAGAACAGUCAUACCUGGAGGGCGGCAUCCAUCACUUGAUACUCGCACUUCAGAGCAAAUACAACAAGCAGGGAUCAUGGGUGUACGGCACGUACCAGUGCUAUCGUAAGGAUACCAUGUCCCGAGUACUAAGAGAUCUUCAAGUUAUGUCCACCGAGGGCUUUCACUUUGGCGCAAAAAUCGUCCGUGGCGCUUACCGUCAAAUGGAGGAAAAGAGAGCGCAAGAGAUGGGAUAUGCCAAUCCUAUCCACGACUCGUAUGGUGAUACAUGUGACAUGUAUAAUGACGUCAUGCAAGUUAUUCUAGAAAAAGUCGCCCAGUCUCCCGCUCAGCUCAUGAUCGCCACUCACAACGAAGAUUCCAUCAGCCUUGCUACAAGAAGGAUGGCAAAGCUAUGUCUGCCAAAGACCGGUAGGGUGUCGUUUGCACAGGUUUACGGCAUGUGUGACCAUGCGUCCUUUGUUUUAGGUAAGAAAGGUUUUGAUGUGUACAAGUCUGUCCCAUGUGGUCCGGUGGGCACCACUCUACCAUAUCUCGCCAGACGCGUUGUUGAGAACAGUGACAUAUUCGCAAGGGCCGCCAAAGAGCGAGCACUUUACUGGCAGGAGAUAAGCAACCGCCUCCGUGGGGUUUUGCAGUGGCACGUCCAAUAGAAACUUUUCAGUUUUGCGGUGAUACCUUAAACUGUGUUAAAGACCAAUGCUCGGGCACCCAGGAUUCUUUGAGGUCGUCGAAAAGAGGACAACCGCGCUGGAUGCUCGAGUAUGCUGUUGUUUCGCAUAUUGUGUACUGUUUCCGUAAUGUGUAUAGAUAUUUUUGUAGAAAAAAAAAACAAGACAAUAAGCUAUUAAAAAUCAAGAAUUGUAGAUAUUGUUUGUAUAAAGUAAGUCCCUAAAAGUCUCGAAACAAAGGCAAGACAUCCAAGUUUCUCUUGUGAAGAUGGAUAACUUGUAUGGAUAACUUAUUGCCUUUCGCGUGUGCCCAGCAUGCCCGCCUUGUUUGCGUAUGUAAUUUAGCACUGAUGUGCCCAUCUCCAUCUUAUUGGUAAAUAACUGAAACAUGUAAAUGAGAAAAAAAUAAAGAAAGAAACAAAUAACUGAUAACAUA
Messenger RNA from Nematostella vectensis (starlet sea anemone), 5854 nucleotides. Its product is annotated as hydroxyproline dehydrogenase. Gene Ontology annotation, cellular component: mitochondrion. Lineage: Eukaryota; Metazoa; Cnidaria; Anthozoa; Actiniaria; Edwardsiidae. Bases 3937 to 5400 code for a protein of 487 amino acids. The transcript has 10 exons. The record is from RefSeq and is a predicted model, not a curated record. Gene Ontology annotation, molecular function: proline dehydrogenase activity; FAD binding.